Molecule: messenger RNA, 2893 nt
Organism: Rattus norvegicus (Norway rat)
Lineage: Eukaryota; Metazoa; Chordata; Mammalia; Rodentia; Muridae
Source: RefSeq, a predicted model, not a curated record
GGUAAAAAGAGACCUAAGGCUGUGAGCUGCUAGGCUGGAGUAGAAAUUUCAGUGAGGCUGAUACACCUGGUGAUAACCCCAUAUGAAGGGUCCUCAGGAUCCUUUGCCCUGCACAACAUUUAGGUCACACGGAAAUAGGACUUUUCUCCUCCCACCUUUAAGCUGGAGAUCAUGAUUAAAUUUAAGAUCUGAUUUGGUUCCAGGAUGAGAGACACAGGCUAGUCCUCUUCCGGUAGACAACCUUCAGGAUCUUAACCCUAGACUCUGCGGAUGAGGUAAAGGAAACAAUAAAUUAAGAGUGUCGUUUGGGUACUUAAAUGAAUUGGGUUUGGGCUAGAGCUUGCCGGAAGCUUUUUCAAGAACGCCCUAAAUGGUUUCCACUCGCGAACGGCGCCAGGAGUGCUUAAUAAGUGUAACCGGGCGAUCCAAGUAGCAGCAGCUCCUAUCCAGUUAAGCGAACAUCCCCAGAGAACAAUAAUUUGCAGAACGGCCAACUGCAAUCUGAGAGAGGGAGACGCUGGCUACUGGAAGUCUCCGCCAGCCCGAACCUGCUUACCCCGCAUUCCUCCAGUUCAUCCCGAAAACCCCUCCGUUUACAAUUCUUUUGGCCCUGAACUCGGCAAUUUAGGGGAGAAGCCGAACCCCAGUGGCUAGGACGCCUCACGGAAGCCACGGGAACAAAGUAGGUCGCCAGGCUCUCCUGCAGGUCGAGCGGGUCUUGGCAUGACCGCCGCAGGCGGGCGUCCACGGUGGCGGGCUCCCGCCCCUCACGCAGCUGCGACCUGCGGGGGCGCGCGCAGCCUCGUGGGGUUCUCGCGGAUGCGCGCCGGGCGGGGAGCGCGCAGGGCGGAGAGCCGGGCGCGAGCGACGCAGCUCACCUGCCGCGGGCGCCACCACGGACGUGCCACGCGGGUGGCCCUCGCUAUUCGGCAGCACCGAAGGAGCCCCCCCUCGGUCUGGGCGUGCCAAGGGGUUAAAAUGAACGAAGACCCGAAGGUCAAUUUAAGCGGGCUGCCUCGGGACUGUAUAGAAGCUGGUACUCCGGAGAACAUCUCAGCCGCUGUCCCCUCCCAGGGCUCUGUUGUGGAGUCAGAACCCGAGCUCGUUGUCAACCCCUGGGACAUUGUCUUGUGCAGCUCAGGAACCCUCAUCUGCUGUGAAAAUGCCGUCGUGGUCCUUAUCAUCUUCCACAGCCCCAGCCUGCGAGCACCCAUGUUCCUGCUGAUAGGCAGCCUGGCUCUUGCAGACCUGCUGGCUGGUCUGGGACUCAUCAUCAAUUUUGUUUUUGCCUACCUGCUUCAGUCAGAAGCCACCAAGCUGGUCACAAUUGGACUCAUUGUCGCCUCUUUCUCUGCCUCUGUCUGCAGUUUGCUGGCUAUCACUGUGGACCGCUACCUCUCGCUGUAUUACGCCCUGACGUACCACUCCGAGAGGACCGUCACCUUUACCUAUGUCAUGCUAGUGAUGCUCUGGGGAACUUCCACCUGCCUGGGGCUGCUGCCUGUCAUGGGCUGGAACUGCCUGAGGGACGAGUCCACCUGCAGCGUGGUCAGACCCCUCACUAAGAACAACGCCGCCAUUCUCUCCAUCUCCUUCCUCUUCAUGUUCGCACUGAUGCUCCAACUCUACAUCCAGAUUUGUAAGAUUGUGAUGAGGCACGCCCAUCAGAUAGCCCUGCAGCACCACUUCCUGGCUACGUCGCACUACGUGACUACCCGGAAAGGGAUCUCCACCCUGGCUCUCAUCCUGGGGACCUUUGCCGCCUGCUGGAUGCCUUUUACCCUCUAUUCCUUGAUCGCCGAUUACACCUACCCCUCCAUCUACACCUACGCCACCCUCCUGCCCGCCACGUACAAUUCCAUCAUCAACCCUGUCAUAUAUGCUUUCAGAAACCAAGAGAUCCAGAAAGCCCUCUGCCUCAUCUGCUGUGGGUGCAUCCCUAACACGCUGUCCCAGAGAGCACGCUCUCCCAGCGAUGUGUAGCAGCGUUCUCCCCACAGGACGCUGGCUCUACUAAGCGCCCCACUGCCCAGGGCAGCCGGUGACUUCCUCCCCUUAAAUUCUUUGCACUGGAUCUCACAGGCAGAAGCAACGAUAUCUUUUAGACUAGUGUUGGCAGUGGAAAUCAUGUUACCAGUGUUUUAAAAAACUCAACUUCUCGGCUUAGCAUUCUGUUGUUUGGUUUGGGAGUUAGGAGUUGUUUGUUUGUUUGUUUGUUUGGAGGGUGUAGUGGCACCUCAUGUGGCCGUAAAAUUAUACACAAGUCUCAGGAUUUUUAACCUAGACUUGAAAAUAAAUCAGUUUUAAAGGAAACUGGAGAAGGAAUUGCUUUUUCUGAACUUUGUUUGUUUGUUUUUUAAAUCAAGAUAGACCUUCCAUUCUGUAUGUAUCUAACAGGAUAGGAGCUUUUUCAUAUGACCAAAAUAGUUUACAUAAUUACGUUUGGGAGGACUCAUGUUUAUUUCCAUGAACUCCAUAGAAAGUGACCAAUAAAAAGGGCGGGAGCUCCUUUAUUCUUUCUCUACUCUCAGUAGUAGUGACUGCUCGUCAGAAUCACUUUGCAGUUUCUCCGUGCUCCAGUUUGGUUUGCAUGGUUACCAUGGUUGUUAGACAACCGACUGCAAUACCGCCAGGUUAAACCCAGAGUUAAAAGAGUCACUGUUUUCAAUACAGUUUCCAAAGCGAGUCAUGAAAGAAAAAAAAAUGUUUCCAAUUACAUAAAAGAUAGCACUGAUUAGAUUUGCCAUUGUGAUUGUUAAAACUCCAGACUAGUGGUUUUCAGAGAAAAGAAAAGAGAGAAAAUAUUAAUGGUAUCUAUUAAAAGUAGAUUAUAUUUAUUUUUAAUAUGUUCUGAGAGAAUAAAUGGGUGCAACACUAUUAAGAAAUAUACGAA